Molecule: messenger RNA, 3520 nt
Organism: Aricia agestis (brown argus)
Lineage: Eukaryota; Metazoa; Arthropoda; Insecta; Lepidoptera; Lycaenidae
Gene: Vps11
Product: vacuolar protein sorting-associated protein 11 homolog
Exons: 17
Coding region: 201-3323 (1040 amino acids)
Biological process (GO): endosome organization; organelle fusion; vacuole organization
Cellular component (GO): endosome; HOPS complex
Molecular function (GO): protein-macromolecule adaptor activity; protein binding
Source: RefSeq, a predicted model, not a curated record
UUCUCUCGGUCAUCGUUUUCAUUUCUACAAUAAUUUUGUAAAAAAAAAUAUUUUUUUGUUGUUAUUUUCAUGAAGAGAAAUAUUCAAAGUAUACUGUAAACAAUCUUUCUUAUUUCUAUGUAAUUGUAUUUGGUGAGAAGCGGUGGCAGCAUACCACAUCUUGCAUGGAUACCUAAAUGGCUUUUUAUAAACUGUAAAAAAUGUCGUUUUUGGAGUGGCGUCGUUUUUCCUUUUUUGAUGUGCUGAACAAUAUUGACAAUGGCAAGAUAGCUGAAUGCUUACAAGAUACCAAUGUGACAGUAUCAACAAGUGGCCACAAUCACGUCAUAUUAUGUGACCUGACGGGCUGGGCUCAUCGCAUUUCAAGAUCAUGGGAGAUCACAUCAUUCAAAGCAUACGAACUGACCAUAACAUUGGCUCAACAGUUACCCCAUGAUCCCUAUUUGGUUACAAUUGGGGAUGACGAAGCCGGUACUAACCCAUUAAUAAAGGUGUGGGAUUGGUCUCGUGUGGACAAGCAUGGCAACCCCAAGUGUGUGCGGACAUCUCGGGCUGUACCUUCCCACAUGUACCCUACAGCCGCUACUGCACUUGCUGUACAUGAUAAUAAGAAUCUACUAGCUGUGGGCUUUCAAGAUGGUUCAGUGUCCCUUUACCGAGGCGACAUAACGCGACAGAAGGGCAGUAAGAUGAAAUCACUGCCGGGCACAGGAAACAGUCCCAUCACAAGACUAGCUUUCAAAGGUGCAGACAAACUGUUUAUAGUGUCACGUGCGAGCGUGUCAGUGUGCACGCUCGGUGUGGACACGGUGAGCGUGCUGGACGCCAUGGGUGCGGCGCCCGGCUGCAGCGUGCUCGCCGACACGCGCCGCCUGACUGUAGCCGCCGCUGAUGCUAUAUACUGCUAUACUAGCGAAGGUAGAGGACCUUGCUAUGCUUUAAAAGGCGAGAAGGUGAAACUCAACUGGUUUAGGAGCUAUCUAGUCAUAACAACCAACGAGGCUUCGAACGAACCAUCCGGUUCGGGAAACGUGCCAAAAGCGCACCAUCUAACCAUACUAGACAUACAGAACAAAUUCAUCGUGUUUUCCAAGACUUUCGAUGAAAUAGACGCAGUUUUGACCGAAUGGGGCUCGUUCUAUAUCAUCACGAAGAAAAAAGAAAUGAUCUAUCUCGAUGAAAAGGAUCUACAGUCGAAAUUGUUUCAACUGUUUAAGAAGAAUCUGUAUGAUGUGGCUAUCAGGAUAGCGAGCAGUCAGCAUUACGAUGCAGAGGGUUUGACGGAGAUAUACAAACAGUAUGGAGACCAUUUGUAUGGAAAGGGAGACUUCAAAGGUGCAAUAGACCAGUAUGUCAAGACAAUAGGUUGGCUAGAAACCUCCUAUGUCAUACGGAAAUAUCUAGAAUCCAGACAUUUAGAGCCUCUAGUACAAUACUUAGAAGAACUACAUAAGAAGGGCUACGCUACGGAGGACCAUACUACGCUGCUAUUGACAUGCUAUGUGAAGAUAGACCAGCAUGACCAGGAGGGAAAGCUAAAAGAAUUCAUCAAUUCGAAGGAUAAAGCCAUUGAUUUUGAUGUGGAUGUUGCUAUUAAGGUGGUACGUCAAGUGAGUAUAGAAGACGCGUUAUCCUUGGCACAAAACCACAAACGCCACGACUGGUACCUCAAGAUGAUGAUAGAGGACAAAAAAGAAUAUACUCAAGCGUUAGACUACAUCGCGGAGCUAGAGUUUGAGGAUGCUGAGAUAUACAUAAAGAAGUAUGGACAUAAGUUGAUACAGCAUGCACCCAAUGAGAGCACUAAGUUGUUGAAGAAUCUCUGCACGGACUACAAGCCACGUAGUAAACCUCUGAUCGACGAGUCGUCUCUAUCAGGCGGCUACCGGGAACCGGACCGCGCCUCGCCCGACGACUUCAUACACAUGUUCCUCACGGAUUCCACCUGCCUCAUACACUUCCUGGAGCACGUGACCGCUGACAGACGCUGCUCCAAGCUCGUGUACAACACGCUCAUCGAGCACUACAUACAUGUGUGGUCGAAGUCAUCAGACGACGACAAGAUCAAGUUCGAAGACAAGGUGAUGGCAUUGCUCAAGGACCCUGAGGCCAACUACGACAAGGACCAGACGCUCAUCAUCUGCCAGAUGCUGGGCUUCAAGACCGGGAUACUGCACAUAUACGAGGAACGGAAGUUAUGGCGCGGGCAGGCGGCGCUGUAUUUGCGCGGGGGGCGGGCGGAGCGCGCGCUGGAGCUGUGUCGGCGGCGCGGCGCGUCCUGCCCGCGUCUGUGGCUCGACGUGCUGUGGGCGCCGCCGCCCGCCGCGCUGCUGCCGCCGCUGCUGCGCGCCGCGGCGGAAGAAAAUCUUCUGUCGCCGAUCGAAGUAGUUGAAUGUCUGGCCAGCACGACGUUAUACACACUGGGAGAUGUUAGAAAUUACCUAAUGGCGGUGCUGAAAGCUGAGGACGAAGUGAUAACGAACGAGCAGACGUUCGCGGCGAAAUACCAGGCGGAAAUCGAGCAGAUGAAGGAGGACACGCGCCGCAUCCAGCAGGAGCCCCUCACCUUCCAGAGCUCGCGCUGCGCCGCCUGCAAGCGCCCGCUCGAGCUGCCCACCGUGCACUUCCUGUGCCGCCACUCCUUCCACCAGCACUGUUUCCAAACGUACUCUGAACUGGAAACGGAGUGUCCGGCGUGCGAGGAGGGCGGAGGGGGCGGGGCGGGUAGGAGCGUGCGUCGCGCGCCGCCGCCGCCCGCUGACCAAUUGCACGCGAGACUGGAGGCUGAUAACGACCCGUUCACAGUGGUAUCAGAAUACUUAGGCCGUGGACUAUUCAACAAGGUAGUCGUAACGGAGCCCGAGGCUUCGCCCCCCGUCAGCGCAGCCCCCGAACUCCCGCGGGCCGCAGCCCCAGCGCCGGCGCCGCUCAACUAUGGGCCCGGGGCGGAGGCUAAGUUGCGGUUGCAGGAGGGACAGAGUAAACAGAUGUUCAUGUCGAAUACGGCGAAGCAGGUACCACCCAAGGGUACCACCGUCAUCCCGGUACCAGAAGGUCGGAUGAGGGUCCUGGAGCAGCAGCAAUACAGCUCCAGCCUCGAAGCUAACCUCAAAACCCUGGAACCGGCCAAGUCCGAGUCGCCCAUGGUCCACAGAAAGUUUGAGGAGAAGCAGAAGAUAUCAGCAGUCAUCGCAAACGACAGUAAGAAUCCCUUUGAUGAGAAUUACGAUGAGUCCAAAAACCCAUUCGCUGAUGAGGACGAUGACUCAAAAAACCCAUUCGCCGAAGACGAUUACGAUAAGAAUUUGAAUCCGUUCUCGUGAAAUUAGUGGGUAGGGACGUAGGGUUCACCUAACUAGGGAGCGGAGCCCUUAGCCAAGAUUUCCUCUUUAUAGAAUCGCCGAAAAAAAUGUAUGGAAUUGUAUAGUGUUACUAUAUGCAUAGUGUUCAAUAAUACUAAGAGUCUAUACAGACGAACUGCAAUCCAACCGCAAACUGCAUUUCAAGUGCAGUUUGAAUG